Messenger RNA from Epinephelus moara (kelp grouper), 3759 nucleotides. RefSeq names its product solute carrier family 35 member F3b (gene slc35f3b). Lineage: Eukaryota; Metazoa; Chordata; Actinopteri; Perciformes; Serranidae. Gene Ontology annotation, biological process: transmembrane transport. The record is from RefSeq and is a predicted model, not a curated record. The transcript is spliced from 8 exons. Gene Ontology annotation, cellular component: membrane. Bases 113 to 1639 code for a protein of 508 amino acids. Gene Ontology annotation, molecular function: transmembrane transporter activity.
GUGUCCAGGCAGGCAUAUGUUUGUGGGGGUGAGGAGCAGGACGAUGGUACUUGUCUCCAGCCUUGAUGAGGAUUUAAACUUACAGUAGCUGCCCCGCUAAGUGGCCUUGAGGAUGUACGGGGAUGGAGAGGGCACAGUGUGGGACCGGGUCGGGCGGCCCCACCGGGACUGUAUGUGCUACCUUGGACCUCCUACUACUUUGAUGCCGAUCGGGAUGCGCAAGUCGCCCGACGUGAGCCCCAGAAGGCUUUCGGACAUCAGCCCUCAGCUCAGACAGCUCAAGUACCUGGUGGUGGACGAGGCCAUCAAAGAGGACCUCAAGUCCUCGCGCUCAGUGGAGGACAUCAACAGCGCGUCCAUAGAGGAGCGGAUAUUGAGAAUCACCGGCUAUUAUGGAUACCAGCCUUGGAGCGCAAGCUACAAGAGAGAAGACCGCACCAGAGAGAAUGUGGUGGGCACCACAGACGCACAGUCAGCUGGUGGUGCGGCAGGAGGGGAGUCCAGCUCCAGCAGACGGAAGCUCCACUGCUGUAUCAGAGUAACAACAGUACAGGUGCGGAAGGCCCUGUGGGGAGUCGCGAUGGUUAUGUGUGUGUGCUCGUCCUGGGCGGGGUCCACCCAGUUGGCCAAGCUGACCUUUAAGCAGUUUGAUGCCCCCUUCACCCUCACCUGGUUCGCAACCUCCUGGAACUGCCUCUUCUUCCCCCUCUAUUACAUCGGCCACCUGUGCAAGAGUCCAGAGAGGCAGACGCCCAGACAGAGAUUCAGGGAGUGCUGUAGGUUUUUCGGGGAUGACGGGCUGACACCAAAGGUGUUUUUCACUAAGGUGGCUCCUUUUGGCCUGCUGUGGAUCCUCACCAACUACCUGUACCUGCAGGCCCUCAGGAAGAUCAACACAACAGACGUGUCAGCGCUCUUCUGUUGUAACAAGGCCUUUGUCUUCCUGCUGUCUUGGAUUGUACUUAGAGACCGCUUCAUGGGGGUCAGGAUAGUAGCUGCUAUCUUGGCCAUAGCAGGCAUUGUAAUGAUGACCUAUGCUGAUGGAUUCCACAGCCACUCAGUCAUCGGCAUUACUUUGGUCGUGGCCUCUGCUUCGAUGUCAGCCCUCUACAAGGUGCUCUUCAAGAUGGUCCUGGGCAGUGCCAAAUUUGGAGAGGCUGCACUCUUUCUGAGCAUUGUUGGGAGCGCCAACUUUGUUUUCAUCAGCUUUGUGCCGGUCAUCCUUUAUUUUACACAUGUGGAGUACAUUGGCUCACCUGGAGACAUCCCCUGGGCUUACCUCUGUGGGGUUGCAGGCCUGCUGUUUGCUUUCAACGUCUUGGUGAACUUUGGCAUUGCGAUAACAUACCCAACAUUAAUCUCCCUGGGCAUUGUCCUAAGUGUUCCUGUAAAUGCCAUGGUGGACCUCUACACAUGUGAAAUACAUUUCAACACAGUGCGCCUCAUUGCUGUGUUCAUCAUUUGCCUGGGUUUCCUCAUGCUGCUGUUACCCGAGGACUGGGACCAGUGCAUCAUUCAGCUCGCCACAAAACUGCGCAAGCGAGACGAACCAGCAGAGGGCAGUGGAGAAGCAGGCGCCACCACAGGGCUCAACUGGAGAGGGAGAGCCAGGACCUCCAUGUCCACAUUUGCACACUGACUCCAUGAAAUAUUACCAUGCAAAAACACUCACACAGACAAGAGAAGGGAGACACAUUAACACUUAUCCAUGUCAAUGUCAGGACAUUUGACCUGCCUGGUGACCUGCCCUUUCUUUCAUGAAGCUCCCUGCGUAGAAAAAGUAUUUCAGACUGCCCUCUGAUUUGUAACAUUUCAGUCAAGGGAGGAGGUGCAGGAGGCCAAGAUUGUGUAUCAUUUAUUUGAUGUCCAUUCCACUCAGAAGUUAUCAGAGUUGGUGCAUGGACGUGGACAACAUCAAUUGUAACCCCUCUUACCCAAAAGAUUAUCAGGUAAAACUGAUGGAGUCAUUUAUUAAUUUUGCUGUACCUCUUAAUCAUUCCAUGGAUUCACUACAUCCUUUGCGCCUGGAAAGACUUGCCAACUUGCCUGAUAUUUUUCAGUUCUGAGAGAAAAAAAAGACUUUCUGAGGCAAGCCUAACACCGUGUGGACUUGCUGUCUUUAACAUGUACACAUUUACACACCUUUGAGAUCCAAAGAAGAAUGCCUAAAAUGCUGAAUGCCUGAAGACAAAAGGGAGGCCCACUGUGGCGUCCCUCAGGUGUAAACUUAAUGACAAACACCUGCCUUUUGUUCACUGUACAUAUAGCUGUGUCACACGCCGUGGAUGUCCUGGAGCUGUGGACCCAAUGGGCUCAUCUGGUGUGAAGGGACCUGUCUGGAUGCCUGAGGAUCAAUCUGAGAUGAAGAAGCUUUUCACAAAGCCUCUCUCUCUUUAUUCAUCCUGAGAGAGGAGGUCAAGUCCUUUUUGACCACACUGAUUGGUCCCCCCUGUGGUUAUGUGCUUUUCUGGGGCUAAACUCCCACUCUGUCAAUGCUGACACCCAUUGCUCAGGCCCACAGUUAAGUCACGCAAUAUCUAAAACCAGUAUCUCUAUUGCAUAAGUUUUCAAUGCAUGAGACUGUUCAGAUUUGCUUGUCAAAAGGUGUGAGUGCUUUCAUUUCAUCCAGAAAGCACUUGCCUCUCAUUUCCUGUUGCCAAGAAGACUGGCGGCAAACAGUUUAUUAACCAAGCAAUACAGGUAAUACAUGUAUUUACAUGUAUUGUCAUUCAGAUAAUGUAAAAUGUGUUUUUUUAACUGUUCAUUUGCUGUUCAAGCUAUUAACUGGCCCAUUUUCACAAAUAAUGCUUCAGGUAUACCAAUCUGUGGAUGGAGUUAAAGCACUAACAGCUUAUAAUAAGACAGACAGGCUUCAUGAAAACUUGGAACUACCCCUUUAAUAACUUUAAUAGCUAUCACUGAGCCUCCCUUAGAAUUCCUGUCACAUUUAACUUUCUAGACUAAUAUGCACACAAACUAAUCUGCGGCAAUUAUCACUGAUUUUGUUUUCCUGGAGAAAAUAACUGUGGCUUGAGGAGAGGUGUGCUGACACAUGAGAAUGACUCCCAUUUGUCCCCCUCUGCUUAUUGUCCAAAAAAAAUGUCUUACUGUAUCUGUUUCCAUCGAUCACAUUUCUGAGGCAAGUUAACAACCGAGAUGAACCUGAGAGUGACUGAGGCGCACGCCUUGUAAAGCAACUGCUGGAAACUCUGCCUUGUUGUGAAUGUAUGAGCAUCACUCGACCACACAUGCUCGCUAUCCAUUUUUUUUACAGUGCCACCACAGACCGCUGCAGAGAGACUCUUUAAUACUAUCCUUCUUUUACCCAUCUGACUACGUUUUUUUUUUUUUUUUUUUUUGGACAAACUCUUGACGCACAGUACAGGACUUUUUAUAUUUUUGCAUUUGGUUCCGGACUAACCUUGAGGGGGAUAGUAAGUGACAUCUGCAGGACGAGCAUGCACAUACUGUAUGAGCAGAUACAGCUGAAGUCCACUUCACUGCCUUUUCUUUGUUUUGCAAUAGAAUACAUUAGCACUGUUUCCCAUUGUCAUGCUCUAUGACAAUAAAUUAUAAUAUUGUAUUCCUCUGGAAUUAUUGCUAGACAUUAAUGUAAACCUUUGUAAGGAAUGAUGAUUUUUACACUGAGAUGCAACAUAUGAUUAUUACAUUUGAGGAAGAAACAUUUAGAGUGUGAAUAAAUGAAGGGUUUAUUAGAUCUACUGUUGGGUGUCUUCAAGUGUAAUCACAUGUACUAUA